ACGCAACAAGGCCAAAUACGUCGACCCUCCCCAAUCCUUUGCACGCUUUCACCAGCUCAGAAUCGCAGCCAAGAUGGCGCCCAAGCCGAACAAGUUGGCUUUCUUGUCCAUGCCAGCCCCGGCGUCAUACGUCGCGGGUCUUGGUCGAGGUGCUUCUGGGUUCACCACGCGGUCAGAUAUCGGUCCAGCGAGAGAAGGACCCUCCGCGGAAGUCAUCGCCGAGGCUCAAGCCCGUCGGGGUGAAGAAGCCGAGGUCGACCCGGACCAAUUCCAAGAUCCUGACAAUGAGUACGGUCUAUUCGCUGGCACUACAUAUGAGCAGGAUGACGAGGAAGCCGACAAGAUCUACCAAGACGUCGAUGAAGCUAUGGAUUCUCGUCGGCGGGCGCGUCGGUGCGUGGGCUUCGGGAGGCGCAGGAGCAGAUAGAGCUCGCGAAGCAUCGUGCCGAGCGGCCGAAGAUUCAGCAGCAAUUCGCGGACCUGAAGCGCGGGCUUAGCUCAGUCACAGACACGGAGUGGGAGAAUCUGCCCGAAGUCGGCAACCUUACUCGCAAGAAGAGGAGGAAGAUGGAUAGGUCGUUUGCAGUUCCGGAUAGCGUUCUUGUUGGGGAUCGUACGAAGGGAGAGUAUGAGAAUUCUUUGGAUGAGCGACAACAGCAGAACGGCGGCUUUGAGACACCUGCGGAGGGGUCUCUCACCAAUUUUGUCGAAAUCGGCCAAGCUCGCGACAAAAUUCUGUCCCUAAAACUCGAUCAGAUCUCUGGAACCGCGACGUCGGGAAUGAGCACCUCAGUGGAUCCCAAGGGAUACCUCACAUCUCUCAACAGUGUCGUCAUCAAAUCUGACGCCGAAAUUGGAGACAUCAAGCGUGCUCGAAUGCUCUUCGACUCCCUGGUCAAAUCCAAUCCAAAACACUCUCCCGGAUGGAUCGCAGCGGCUUGUCUAGAGGAGCAUGCAGGCCGAAUGGUUGCGGCCAGGAAGAUCAUCAAAGCCGGAUGUGAGCAGUGCCCGAAAAGCGAGGAUGUCUGGCUCGAGGCUGCUCGUUUGCAUAACAACGCUGAUGCCAAAGUCAUUCUUGCCAACGCCGUUCAGCACGUCAGCCAGAGCGUGAAAAUCUGGUUGGCUGCAGCCGAUCUCGAAACGGACGUCAAUUCCAAGAAGCGCGUUCUUCGCAAAGCGCUGGAACACAUUCCGAAUUCAGUUCGAUUGUGGAAGGAAACCGUCAAUCUGGAGUCAUCCGCUGCCGACGCGCGUGUGCUUCUUUCUCGUGCGGUUGAAGUUAUACCUCAAUCUGUCGAGCUCUGGCUUGCGCUUGCACGUCUUGAAACUCCAGAAAAGGCCAAAGGUGUCCUCAACAAGGCUCGCAAAAUCAUUCCGACGUCGCACGAGAUCUGGAUCGCAGCCGGUCGGCUGAUCGAGCAAGACGCGCUGGGGAAGCAGGGCGAAGACCAAAAGAAAGACUGGGCAUUGGUCGAUAGGACCAUCGCCAUGGGUGUCAAAGAGUUGCGGAAACAUCAAGUGCUGUUGACUCGUGAGCAAUGGCUGAAGGAAGCCGAGCGCUGCGAGACGGAAGGGUCACCGAGAACGUGUCAAGCGAUCAUCAAAGCCACCAUCGGGAUGGAUGUGGAGGAAGAGGAUCAGCUGGAUACGUGGGUCGGAGAUGCUGAGGCUGCCGAGGCGAAAGGGAUGGUCGGUACUGCGCGUGCCAUUUUCGGCGAGGCGCUGCAAGUCUUUCCGUCGAAGAAAUCGUUGUGGAUCCGCGCUGCCGAGCUGGAAAAAGCCCAUGGAACAAAGGACAGCUUGCAUGAUAUUCUCAAGCGUGCCGUGGAGCAUUGCCCUCAGGCCGAGGUGUUGUGGCUCAUGGCCGCCAAGGAGCAGUGGCUGUCUGGUGACGUGCCGGCCGCGCGUUCAAUUCUAGAACAAGCUUUCGUUGCGAAUCAGGAGAGCGAGCAAAUCUGGCUUGCCGCGGUCAAGCUCGAGGCCGAGAACAACGAACUUGGAGUUGCCAGAGAAUUGCUGGUCCGUGCUCGAAGUGUAGCCGAUACGGAACGGAUCUGGAUGAAAUCCGCCGUUUUCGAGAGGCAGCAGGGUCGUUUGGACGCUGCCCUCGAGACCCUUACCACCGCGCUGCAGAAAUUCCCCAAGUUCGCGAAGCUGUACAUGAUCCAGGGCCAGAUCUACCAAGCGCAAGGCAACGUUACCGCGGCACGUGCUUCAUUUGCGGCUGGCUACAAGGCCUGUCCCAAGGAGGCGACCCUCUGGAUUCUCGCCAGUCGUUUGGAGGAAGCGGACAACAAGAGCAUCAAAGCACGUGCCCUCCUCGAGAAGGCGCGGCUCGUCAACCCUGCAAACGACGUGCUCUGGGCCGAAGCAGUUGGUGUCGAAGAGCGUUCGGGUGGCGCAGCCCAAGCGAAGGCUAUGCUCGCCCGCAGCUUGCAAGAGUGCCCCACUUCGGGGCUCCUCUGGUCGAUGUCCAUCUGGGCCGAGCCACGGCCCGUGCGCAAAGCCCGAUCCGUAGACGCCCUGAAGAAGAGCGCUGACAACCCGAUCAUCAUCUGCACCGUCGCGCGGCUGUUCUGGGCGGAGCGCAAAAUCGAGAAGGCGCGGCAGUGGUUCGGUCGCGCCGUUGCCACGGAUCCGGAUCUUGGCGACGGCUGGGCGUGGUGGCUCAAGUUCGAGCGCCAGCAUGGAACGGAGGAGCAUCGGGAACAGGUGAGGAAGCAGUGUGUGGCUGCUGAGCCUCACCACUCGCCCGUCUGGCAAUCCAUCGCCAAGGACCCAAAGAACAUCGGGAAGACGACGGCGCAGAUUCUCGAGAUGGUAGCAGACGUCUUGCAGUGAAUGUGAUUAUUUGCGGUGUAAAUAGUAGUGGUCGCUUGAAUGCCAGAUAUGAUAUGACAUUGGUCUGGGCAUCGAUGGCCAGAGAAUGGGCACAGAUACGGA
Molecule: messenger RNA, 2943 nt
Organism: Mycena citricolor
Lineage: Eukaryota; Fungi; Basidiomycota; Agaricomycetes; Agaricales; Mycenaceae
Source: the annotation of a GenBank genome assembly